Fomitopsis serialis is the source of this 1754-nucleotide messenger RNA. Its product is annotated as apoptosis antagonizing transcription factor-domain-containing protein. Lineage: Eukaryota; Fungi; Basidiomycota; Agaricomycetes; Polyporales; Fomitopsidaceae. Bases 190 to 1635 code for a protein of 481 amino acids. Gene Ontology annotation, biological process: maturation of SSU-rRNA from tricistronic rRNA transcript (SSU-rRNA, 5.8S rRNA, LSU-rRNA). The transcript is spliced from 7 exons. Gene Ontology annotation, cellular component: nucleolus; nucleus. The record is from RefSeq and is a predicted model, not a curated record.
ACCGAAACUCGAUCCGCCAACGAUCCGUCUCAACUUUCCUUCCGCCCCGCACGCGCUCCCCUGCCUCGCACCCGCCUCGCCCCAUCGCAUCAAUCUCAUCUUCCCUCUAGACCAUUUCGACGCCUCGCUCUCCGUCAAAGAGGCAAGAGCCCGACGCUGCAGCGGUCACCCUCCAGUCGCUGUCGAAAUAUGUCGCGCCUCACGCUCGCCCAGCAGCUUGCCCAGCUCUCGGAACCCGCACCCGCAGACCUCGACCCGGAAGACGUGCAGGCAGGCGUGGACUCAGAGGAACAGCCUGCCAUUGAUAGCUCUGCGGCCAGAGAACACUACAUCGAUGUCGCGCCGUCUGCAAUACGUAAACUGCACGACAGCGUCACUGAUCAAAAAUAUGACGGCGUGCGCACGACCCGCAAGCAAUUAUUGCAAGAGUCAGACGAGGACAGCGACGACGACGAAGUGGGUGGGUCGGUGCCCAGUCCGUCGGAGGAAGACGAUUACUCCGACGCUGCAGACGAACACGCCGCAGACGAAGACAGCGAAGACGAAGAGCAGGAGGAUUCGGCUCGUGAAGAGAGCGGCGAGGAAGCAUCCCCCGCUCUCCGUCGCUCACCUUCUGACCUCACAGGUGUCACACGGGCCAUUGAGGCCAGUAGCGAGCCUGCGAACGACCCAGAACUCAAUGCGGACCUUGCGUCCAACCUGCGCAAGACUCGAGAAGAGGACCGGCAAAAGGGCAAGGCCGUGUCCCGCCAGAUCGCACUGUGGGACGCCCUGCUUGACGCACGGAUACAGAUGCAGAAGGUGGUGACUGCAGCGAAUCGAUUGCCGACAGGCACAUAUCUCAGCCAUCUCGCCGAGCACGGCUCUGCUCGUGAAGCAUUGCAAGGCAUGUUCGGCGAAGCAGCCGCACUUACCGAAGACCUCUUCUCACUGCAGGAGGGUCUUCUCAGGGACAACGAAUCAAUUGAGCCUCCCCCGCGCAAGCGACGAAGAGUGGACUUGGAACAAGACCCAUCGUAUGACUACCCAGACCACCUCCGUGACCUGUCCGCGGCUGCGUCAGCGCUCGAGGCGAGCUACCACUCGCACCUCAUUCACACGCUCGCGAAGUGGUCGGCGAAGGUGCAAGCGGUUGCGCCCAGCGUGCUCCUCGGGAACAAGACGGCCUUCAACAAAGACGACAGGAGCAAGCUCGGUGUGGUAGGCAUGAUCGACGACAUCCUGCGCACGGAUGGGAACAAGCUGCUCGUACGGACGCAGACGCGCAGGAGCAACGUGAAGCGCCUUGGAUCUGCUGAUCAUCGAGAUGAGCCUCGUGGAGCAGAUGCUGGCGAUGACGAAGAGAAGGAAGACGCAGAAGUCUUCGACGACCUGGACUUCUACCAGCAGCUUCUCCGCGAUGUCAUCAAAUCACGCACGGGUGAUGUUGGGGAGCAAGACUGGAUGGCGCAGCAGCGCGAGAGAAAGGCGAAGAAAAAGCUCAAGGUCGAUACGAAGGCGAGCAAGGGCAGGAAGCUGCGAUAUGAAGCACACGCAAAACUGCAGAACUUCAUGGUACCCGUACCCGUCACUCAUGGUGGCUGGCACGAAGAGCAGAUAGAUGGGCUAUUCAGUAGCUUGCUUGGGGCAGGGUAGACAUGUAUGGCUGGCGUCUUCUCCCCAUUCUUCUCUGUUCAACGUAGUGUGCUCGCGUGACUCGCUGCGUUAGGCCUCGCGUCUCGAUCACAACUUCAGAGCACUGGAUUGUCCCACUA